AUGAUCGCCUCACUCUUGUUUGGCCUCUGCCUCGCCAAGACCAUUGUCGCCGCGCCUGCACCAGCACAAGCGCAGACUUUCGAUGUAACACCAGCUGAGGACGAUGUCGUUGUACUGUUGGAGGACGGCAACCAUAUGCUCAUCAACUACACGACCUGGGUCGAGAAACUCACCUUCGAGGGUUUCUCCCUCACCCCUCCUGAGCUUGACCCUGAUUUCCUGAACUUCACAGGCGUUGAGUCGCCCAAAGGCAAUGCCCAGAAGCGCGACGAUGCCAGCUGCGAGAACACCAAGCAGAUGACUCUUGACAAAACGGAAAGGUUCGUUGAUUGGGACAUUCAAAUGUCCAAUGUUGUCUGCGCAACCGGUGCCAUGGAUAUUUUCGUGAUGUCAGGCUGGAGUGUUGCGAACUCGGUGACAAUCUCGGGCGGUCUCGACCUUGGCACGUGGUUGAAAGGCAAACUCGGACCUUCUGUUGGCGUCGACUUCGGCCGUGCCUGGAUAUCGUCCCAGUCCGCUCAGAACAAGGGCACUGUGCGAGAUGGCAACUGCGGCGUUAUGAUAACUAAGCCACUCACAACGCGUAGGUCAGGUCGGAUUCUGCAGGGCUGCUUAGGUGCUACAACUCAGAUCGCGACCUGGUAUGCAGACGAUCAUGGCACUGGCAGCUACAAUGGUGUGAGCUGGAUUGCAGGCGCUGUCGGCAUGUGUACCAAGCCAGGAACAGAGCCUCCACUCACGAGGUGUAAAGGCCAAGGAGAAUUCGUAUAG
Messenger RNA from Fulvia fulva, 771 nucleotides. RefSeq lists its product as uncharacterized. Bases 1 to 771 code for a protein of 256 amino acids. The record is from RefSeq and is a predicted model, not a curated record. Lineage: Eukaryota; Fungi; Ascomycota; Dothideomycetes; Mycosphaerellales; Mycosphaerellaceae. The transcript has 4 exons.